Molecule: messenger RNA, 372 nt
Organism: Aspergillus wentii DTO 134E9
Lineage: Eukaryota; Fungi; Ascomycota; Eurotiomycetes; Eurotiales; Aspergillaceae
Exons: 1
Coding region: 1-372 (123 amino acids)
Source: RefSeq, a predicted model, not a curated record
AUGGGUGCUGUAAUGGAUGCACUGCGAUCUCUUCGCAAGAGAGCCCUGGAAGUAUCAUCAACGAGGCAAAAGCUCCUACGACCCGCAGUUGGAGAUAACUCGGCCGCUGGCCGCCGAGUUAUACCAGCCACGAAACAUGACAACUCAAUCGGAGUACGCAUUGACAGGGGCAUGCAAGUCGACAACCGUGUCAUGAUAUACCUCCAGCCGAAUAAGAAUGCGGACAACCGCACAGUCAAAGACUUGGCCAACAAGAAUAGCCACCAGAACCUUGCUGAAGCUUGGGUCGACACUGAAGACCCCAUCGAUGACUCGACCGUGAAUAAGGUGUUUGAUGCUUUGGAAGCAAGUGCAAAAAAUAAAGGUCAUUGA